CGCAACCGGAGUCCAACUGACCACGCCCAGGAACAAGAAAGUAUCAAUUUUUUAUUAUAAAGACCGAGUACAAUUAAAAUCAAUACGAGACAAAGAGUUUUUUAUUCGAAUUUAGAGGAGGAUGAAGAGCGAAGAAAUGUUGGGGUCGAAGAGUUUUUUCUUAGAAGCGAUAGUGCUUGCGCUUUUGAGUAGAAUGCUUGUUUUCAUGGUGGAAGGGGACACCCAUUACUAUGAUUUUGUUUUGAAAGAGACCAAUUUCACAAGGUUGUGCAGCACGAAGAGCAUGAUGACUGUAAAUGACAGCUUCCCAGGGCCCGUGAUUCGAAUUCAUAGAGGCGACACAGUGUAUGUCAAUAUUCACAAUGAAGACAAUUUUGGUGUCACCAUUCAUUGGCAUGGAGUGAAGCAAACAAGGAAUUCAUGGUCAGAUGGCCCAGAUCACAUAACUCAAUGCAAGAUUGAGCCGGGAACAAACUUCACAUACGAGGUGAUAUUUGGUAAUGAUCAGGAAGGAACCCUUUGGUGGCAUGCCCACAGCGACUGGACACGGGCCAGUGUUCAUGGUGCCAUUGUUGUUUUGCCAGCUGAAGGAACCACCUAUCCAUAUCCCGAGCCUGAUGGUGAAGAACUCAUCAUACUCGGAUCUUGGUAUGUGGGAGACUUGAAUGAGAUGCUUGAGGAGGACCUCUCCAUUCCUAAUAUAACUACACCCGAAUCCGAUGCUUACACCAUCAAUGGUCAACUAGGAGAUCUUGUCGCAUGCUCCGGUAGUGAAACAAUACACCGUUGGUCAGUGGACUAUGGCGAGACCUAUCUUCUUCGCAUAGUCAAUGCAGCUGUUAAUUCAGAGCUCUUCUUUGCCAUAUCUCAGCAUAACCUUACUAUUGUUGGCACAGAUGGAACCUACACUAAACCAACAGUCACUAGUUAUAUCAUGAUAGACCCAGGACAAACAAUCGAUGCUUUGGUCACAGCGAACCAGAGUCCAAGUCAGUAUUACAUGGCUGCCAGACAAUUUGUUUCCUUUGACCCGACUGUCACCGACUUCGAUAAUAUGACGGCAACUGCAAUUCUUCAGUAUAGGGGGAACUAUACUCCCCCAGAUAUACCUUCUUUUCCAACCACCCUUCCCUCUUUCCAUGACUUGGACUCUGCAUUGAGAUUUCUUCCCCUGUUGAGGAGCUUAGCAAGCCCAGAGCACCCAGUAAAUGUGCCAAUCGACAUAACUACCAGGAUGUACAUAACAACAGAAAUGAAUGUAGUUAAUUUUACAUUUGAAGGGUCAGAGAUCAGCCAUAUAUCUGCGAGCUUGAACAACAUAAGUUUUAUGGACCCGAGUUCUGAUAUUCUGCUUGCCUAUUACAGGCAUAUUAAGGGGGUUUACACAACAGAUUUUCCAGACUACCCACCUUCUUCCUAUAACUUCACUGGGGAUGAUUGGCCUUCUUCUAUAACAAAACCAGCAACAAAAGUGAAGGUGUUGAAUUAUAAUGAAUCGGUGGAGAUUAUAUUCCAGGGGACUAACAUGCUAGAUGAAGCUGAAGAUCAUCCAUUGCAUCUUCAUGGAUAUACCUUUUAUGUGGUAGGAAUGGGUCGUGGAAAUUUCAACAACGAGACUGAUCCGAAAUGGUACAACUUGGUUGAUCCACCUGAACGUAAUACCAUUGUAGUUCCAAAGAAUGGAUGGGUGGCCCUCAGAUUUAGAGCAAAUAAUCCCGGUGUAUGGCUAUGGCAUUGUCAUUUUGAUAAGCAUUUCACAUGGGGCAUGGCUACUGUUUUCAUAGUGAAGAAUGGCAAAACCCCAGAAACCAGUCUCCUGCCACCCCCUGCUUACAUGCCUCCAUGUACAGUUCCAUCCCCUAUUAGGCUUGAAGAUUUUGAGGAGUCUAUUGAAAUAAUUAAUACAAGCCCUGUUAUCUAAUUGGGUAUUUUUAUUUCCAAAACAAACCCUAGUCUGGUCAAGUUGGGCAAUAUAUUGACUAGUUCAGCCAUCAGGUUAAUUAGUUUGGCCACUCUUAAUAUAAACUAAUAUUGAAGUGUUGCCUGACCUUUCAUAAGAUCUACUGUCAUAUGUUUCAAGAGGACUUAUCUCCAUGGGACUCUUAGAGAGGAUGAAGAUUGGGAGUGGGGAAUUAUGUUAUUCUUUUACAUUAUAUUAAAUGUAAUAAUAUUAGUUCCCUUCCUUAGGAUUAAAUGUCUUCUUGAGAAGAAUGUCUUUUCUUGUAAUAUAUACUAUAUAUGUUGGGGAAGAAAAGUAAUCUUUGGACAAUUCUGAUACAGAAAUAUAUCCAAGUAAAAAAGAUUUCCCUCUUUGUGCAAUCAAA
Vitis riparia (riverbank grape) is the source of this 2324-nucleotide messenger RNA. RefSeq names its product laccase-21-like. Lineage: Eukaryota; Viridiplantae; Streptophyta; Magnoliopsida; Vitales; Vitaceae. The coding region runs from base 122 to 1921 and encodes 599 amino acids. The record is from RefSeq and is a predicted model, not a curated record. Gene Ontology annotation, molecular function: copper ion binding; hydroquinone:oxygen oxidoreductase activity. Gene Ontology annotation, cellular component: apoplast. The transcript is spliced from 7 exons. Gene Ontology annotation, biological process: lignin catabolic process.